This is a messenger RNA of Lotus japonicus, 2116 nucleotides long. Its product is annotated as monocopper oxidase-like protein SKS1. The transcript has 9 exons. Gene Ontology annotation, molecular function: oxidoreductase activity; copper ion binding. Gene Ontology annotation, cellular component: plasma membrane. Bases 146 to 1933 code for a protein of 595 amino acids. NCBI's taxonomy places the organism in Eukaryota, Viridiplantae, Streptophyta, Magnoliopsida, Fabales, Fabaceae. The record is from RefSeq and is a predicted model, not a curated record.
CACUGUAUAUUUUGGAAAUGCAAAUAGCCGUUUUUAUUUCUCACUCUCUUUCUUCUUCUUCUUCCUGCAUUUGAUUGUGUGCUCUGAACCUUUUCAUUUCACAACUUUCACACUGCGCGCAAAUUUUCACAUUCUACAAACGAGCAUGGUUGUCUUUGGAUUCUCUCUGUUAAACCCUGUUCUGCUAUCGCUUCUCCACAUUGCUCUGCUUUCAAGUCUCUGUUUUGCCGGCGACCCAACAGUUUUUGCCGACCUUCGCGUCUCAUACACCACCGUUUCUCCUCUGGGUAUUCCUCAAAGGGUCAUAGCUAUCAAUGGGGAUUUUCCAGGACCAGUCAUCAAUGUUACAACCAAUAACCAUGUGUCUGUGAAUGUGCACAAUGAAUUGGAUGAAGAGCUUCUCAUUACAUGGCCUGGAAUUCAAAUGCGGCGUGACGCGUGGCAAGAUGGAGUUCUUGGCACUAAUUGUCCAAUUCCUCCCAAAUGGAACUGGACAUAUAAGUUCCAAGUCAAGGAUCAAAUUGGGAGUUUCUUUUACUUCCCUUCUCUUAAAUUCCAAAGAGCCUCUGGUGGCUUCGGUCCCUUUGUUAUCAAUAACAGGGAGAUUAUCCCAAUUCCUUUUGCACAGCCAGAUGGAGAUAUUUUCCUUAUGAUUGGUGACUGGUAUACCCAGAACCACACGGCUCUAAGAACAACACUUGAUGCUGGAGAAGACCUUGGAAUGCCAGAUGGAGUUCUUAUCAAUGGGAAGGGACCUUACCAAUACAACACUACUCUUGUCCCUGGUGGCAUUGAGUAUUCAACAUUUUCUGUUGAUCCAGGCAAAACUUAUCGAAUUCGGGUUCAAAAUGUGGGGAUUUCAACUACUUUGAACUUUCGAAUUCAAAAUCAUAAUCUAUUGCUGGUAGAAACAGAAGGGUUUUACACAACUCAGAUGAAUUACACCUCUUUUGAUAUUCAUGCUGGCCAGUCUUAUUCUUUUCUGCUCUCCACUGACCAGAAUGCAAGUACAGACUACUAUAUUGUUGCAAGUGCUAGGUUUGUGAAUGAAUCGUUGUGGCAAAAGGUUACAGGUGUUGCCAUUUUACACUACUCAAAUUCCAAGGGACCAGCAACUGGUCCUCUUCCUCCCCCACCAGAUGAUUUUUAUGACAAGGGUGCAUCAUUGAAUCAAGCUAGAAGCGUCAGGCAAAACACAUCUGCAAGUGGAGCUCGUCCUAAUCCUCAAGGAUCCUUUCGGUAUGGCUCCAUCAAUAUAACUGACACUUAUAUGUUAAAGGUUACACCGCCAGUGACCAUCAAUGGCACUAUUCGAGCUACUAUUAAUGGGAUCUCAUUUCGGAAGCCUGAUGUUCCGUUCCGGCUUGCUGACAAGCAUCAAUUAAGAGGAGUUUAUAAGGUUGAUUUCCCCAGUAAGCCAAUGAACAGAACUCCAGUAAUUGACAGAUCACUUAUUAAUGCUACAUAUGGGGGAUUCAUUGAGAUUGUAUUGCAAAACAAUGACACCACAGUUCAAAACUUUCAUAUGGAUGGCUACUCCUUUUUUGUAGUUGGGAUGGACUACGGUGAUUGGUCGGAAAAUUCAAGAGGUUCUUAUAAUAACUGGGAUGCUAUUGCUCGCUGCACAACUCAGGUUUUUCCUGGAGGAUGGACUGCGAUUCUUGUGUCUCUGGAUAAUGCUGGAUCAUGGAACCUGAGAGCAGAAAACCUGGACAGGUGGUACCUUGGCCAAGAAACAUAUCUGAGAAUUGUCAAUCCUGAGGAAAACGGAGCCACAGAGAUGGCGCAACCACAAAAUGUUCUCUAUUGCGGCCCCCUCGGUUACUUGCAGAAGAAGCAACCCCAUUCAUCUGCAGCUUCUACAUUUGGAUAUUUCUCAAACCUUUUCACAUUGAUCCUGGGACUUCUCAUUGUGGUUUUCACAUCUAGCUAAAGCUUCUGUUCCAAACAGUGUAUAGACCUGUUACAAAGUGUGAUUACUGAUUUUCUUGGUCUAAAGAUACAACACAUGAUUUUGUUUGUCUAGUUAUGUCAUGCUUUGUACACAUUUUUCUCUUAGUUUAGCUAUUAACUCACCGAAAGGUCUUCAUUCUUAAUCCAUGUUUAGUUUAUAGAA